UCAACAAAAUCGCAAAUGACGAUGAAGAAAGUAGUGUUGAAGUUGGAACUGCACGGUGAUAGAACCAAGCAAAAGGUCAUGAAAACUACCUCAGGCAUAUCAGGGGUUGAGUCAGUGAACAUGGACAUGAAGGACAAGAAAUUAACCGUAACAGGAGACAUCGACCUAGUUAAGGUAGCAGGAAAGCUAAGGAAGUUGUGUCAUACAGAGAUAGUGUCUGUUGGAGAAGCCAAGGAGUCUGAGAAGAAAAGAAGAAGAAAGAUAGAGGAUAUAGCUAAAGCAAUUGUGCCUGCUCCUUUGAAUUACAGCCACGGUUAUUAUCCACUGCCACCUUAUUAUGUUGGAACUGGGAAGAGUAUCCCAAUUGUGGCUGCGUCAUCUGCUAAAUUUUGA
This is a messenger RNA of Neltuma alba, 393 nucleotides long. RefSeq names its product heavy metal-associated isoprenylated plant protein 12-like. The record is from RefSeq and is a predicted model, not a curated record. Bases 16 to 393 code for a protein of 125 amino acids. NCBI's taxonomy places the organism in Eukaryota, Viridiplantae, Streptophyta, Magnoliopsida, Fabales, Fabaceae. The transcript has 3 exons. Gene Ontology annotation, molecular function: metal ion binding.